ACCUGAACUCGUAAAUCAUGUGAAUCAAGAGCAGAUGCUUUGAGACGACCCCGCACGGAAUGUGGUAUUUUUAAACCAUUGAUCAGUACAUGUACACAGUCUACGGUUCAGGCAGGCAGCUCCGCAUGUCUCUCCUCGGCAUGGCGUGCUGAUCACGCAACUUUGGGUGACGACUCUUUUUCUUAGAAGCCGGGCGGCCGCCUUCUGAUGCACUGACACGCCCAAACAGCACAGCCGAGAGGGGGACGUCGGGGCGAGAGGCUUCUCAGUAAUUCACGGACAGCAUGGGGCGAUCUGGAGGACAUGAACAUCGAGCAAGUCAUGGGCGAAACAAUAGCUUACCCUUUAUGCUCAGCAACGGUGCUCACAGUGAUGUAGUCCUUGUCCUCGGUGGAUGCGGUUUCCUUGGUCGCCACAUUAUCAAUUUAUUGUUGGAAAAGAGUGAAGGAAUUACUGAAAUACGGGUUCUAGACAUUCAAGAUAGACCGAAGUCGUUUUCCUUUACUGAAAAUCCGAAAAUACAGUUGAAGUUCGUCAAGGGAGAUAUCACCAAUCUACGCGACAUAGAGAGAUCGUUCCAGGGUGUCAAUGCGGUCAUCCACUGCGCCUCCCUUAUAGAUACCAGUCACAGGCAAGAUGUAGAGAAGUUGAAAAGAAUUAACGUACAAGGGACCGCCAACAUCAUUAAAGCAUGCGUCGCACACAACAUCGACCGCUUGAUCUAUACGUCCAGCUCAGAACUGGGAAGAACCUUCGACCCGAUUGUCAAUGCAAACGAAGACGACGUGGACGAGAAGAUCAAACAUAAGCACAACAAGAUCAUUCUGAACGGGUACUCGACAAGUAAGGAGGAGGCUGAAAAGAUGGUGCUCCUUGCCAACGGCCACCGGCUUCAAAACGGGAACAAGCUUGCCACCGUUUCCUUGCGGCCCUGCGGUCUGUACGGCGAAGGAGAUUCAAUGUAUGUCACCACCGUUAUACGUACCGGGCGUAAGUUGUUUUACGGUUACCUCCCAGCUCUUGGCUCAGCGGACGCCAAAAUUCAACGCGUUUACGUGGGGAACGUCGCAUGGGCCCACGUGGUCGCCCUCGCGGCCAUGACACGUAAGGACCCGGGCGUAUGCGGCAAGGCUUAUCUUAUUACAGACGACACUCCAAUAUGCGACAAUUUCACCUUUAUGAAACCCUUCUUGGAAGCAAGGCAAAUCGAGCUCUUACCUGUGAGAAUCCCCUUCGUAGUGGUGUACUACUUCUGGGCCUUAAUGGAGUUACUAAUCUGGCUGCUCUCCCCUCUGGUGAAGAUUCCUCUGCUUGUUAACAAGGAAGAAGUCGCGCUAUGCUGCACUACUGCUUUUUACAACGGUUCCCAGGCGCGGGAAGUAUUGGGCUAUAGGCCUAUCUUCACUCCAGGGGAAGCCAUGGAACGGUCCCUCACCUAUUACUCCACAAUGCCCCUCUAGCGGCGGACAUGGUAGUUUAAUGCACCAGAACAACAUAAACAAGCAUAGUAUCGUAACUAUAAUUAUUGCAUAGUCAUUUUAAUAGAGAACGUUAUUAUUAUUAUUUUUUCAUUUUAGAUUCAGUUGAAUAAGUUAUUUUUAUUUUUUCAUUUGGAUAUAAUUGUGCAUGGGUAUAAUUUCCCGCCUGAUUUGUGGUGGAUGGUACUUAUAACAUGCAGCCCAAUGACUGAUGCACCGUUAAUUGGUGUGAUGACGUCAUAGAUUUCGACCAACGGUGAAUUGAACGCGUGCAGCAAACUUAGAAAUUCAUUGGCAGAUAUGUGGGUCUGAUUUGCUCAAUUAAUUAUGGUUUAUUAUUAUUUUAUAGCUUAAUUAGAGAUUAUAGAUAUCUGUACAUCAUUGUGUAGUUUCAUCUUGAACAAAGAUAGAAAAAGCAGACUGAAAGUGACCGAUCUGGAUCUGGGCUUGGUUUGAUGAAGGUGGUAGUCAAACAUUCAUGACGUUCUGUUAAUAUGGCUGACCUCUGACUGUAUGAUGCUUGUAUGCUAUGAUGAGGUCAGAUAUGAAACGGUUCACUCAUUCGAUUUCGGGAGAUGUCAAGCAGAGCCGAUGUGACUUCCAGCAUUCACCGAACCAUUUUAUUACGAACCCAUUUCAAAAACAUUCUGGUUUUCAUUCUCGUGUAUGAAUGAGUUUUAUUGCUCUUUCGGGGACUUAAAAUUUAAAGAGCGUUUGCUAAGAAUGAAGCUGAUUCGAUAACCGUCUACAUCUCUCACAAGAAUUUAGCAUUCAAAUUGUUAACGCUUAAGAUUGGCUUUACUUCAUCUAAUGGGCUUUACUCCCUUAAAAAGUCUUACUUUGGGAAAUAAUUAUGAGUAGCAAGCUUCACUAUUUACACAUAUUGAUUUUUCACGUUGAAAUAUACCGGCUAUGAUAUGUAUACACGGGAUAUCAGAAUCUAAAACAGUUUCCGUUUGUGUGAUAAUGUGCAUUGACAUUAGAUCACUCCCAUGUUGCAACAAAAUUGGAUUAGUCUAGCUCCAAGCAGACGUUGGACUGUAUUAGCAACCCAUGCACACGCUGACACGGGCUUACCGUAUGUAGUAAUGCACUUUGACGCUAUUCCAACGGCAAGUUAAAUCUGAUUGCAUUAUGAACGUAAGACAAUAAUAUUAAUGCGUUGAUCUGUUCUUGAUAUUUCCUAACUUAUAGUUGUUUGACUUAACCAUCCUUAUUUUCUAUUCAGUUGGAAUAUCAGACGUGUAGACCUCGUUAUUCACAUCUGUCUCCCAGUCAUAGUGGCCCGCAAGAUAUCGACAGCUGAGCUGAAAACUAAGGGCAAGCUUGUGUUAACUUAAGGCGGACUGAGGUCAUCUAAAAUAGUCUGCUAUGUAACAUACAUCCUGUGUCCAGUUGUUUCUGCAGGUCGACUCCCUUUUCUACAUUAAACGAGCACGGAUCUGUCCUAAUGACGUCACUUUGUGUGAAAAAAAUGUGCCAACAUUUUUUCUCUGUUCUGCACCUUUAUGGUCCAAAAUUCAAAGCAGAUAUAUUUGUCAUCUGAAACUGUAGGAAUAAAGAUAUAAGUGAA
Molecule: messenger RNA, 3051 nt
Organism: Lingula anatina
Lineage: Eukaryota; Metazoa; Brachiopoda; Lingulata; Lingulida; Lingulidae
Product: 3 beta-hydroxysteroid dehydrogenase type 7
Biological process (GO): steroid biosynthetic process
Molecular function (GO): oxidoreductase activity, acting on the CH-OH group of donors, NAD or NADP as acceptor
Source: RefSeq, a predicted model, not a curated record